Molecule: messenger RNA, 1369 nt
Organism: Empidonax traillii (willow flycatcher)
Lineage: Eukaryota; Metazoa; Chordata; Aves; Passeriformes; Tyrannidae
Gene: SAPCD2
Product: suppressor APC domain containing 2
Exons: 7
Coding region: 29-1057 (342 amino acids)
Source: RefSeq, a predicted model, not a curated record
GGCCGGGCCGGGGUAACGCUCGGCGGCGAUGGCUCCGGAGCGCGGCGAUCGCUCGCUCUCCGCCGGGACCGAGGGGCUUCCGAGGGCUUUCCUGCAGAGCUUGCGGACGCUUUUCGAUAUCCUGGAUGACCGGCGGCGGGGUUACGUGCACCUCCGGGAGAUCGAGUCGCGCUGGCGGGGUGCAGAAGCCCAGGAGCUGCCCGCCGGGGUGAUGGAGGGGUUGCGGCAGGCGGCACCGGCCAGCGGGUACCUCACCUUCGAGAGGUUCGUCCUGGGUCUGCGGGCGGCCCUGCCCGGGGCUGAGCCCCCGGCUGAGGGCGGCAGCGGCGGGCAGCGGAGCGUGGAGAAGCCGCCGAGCCCUCGCUGUUCCGAGGAGCGACGAGGAAAGAGCACCGGGCAGCGGGAACCGGGGCACAGCCAGCCCCGAGGCCGCGGUGGUGAUGCGAAGUCUGCUGGGCAGUCCCAGGGGGAUGGUGGCCACCCGGGGGCUGGGGACACUCGGAGGCAUCAGAGGGGCCGUGCAGAACACCGGAGACACACCAUCACCAACGGCGUGGACUUCAGCACGCUGAAGUACAUGAAAGAGCUGGAACAGGAGAAGGAUUUCCUGCUGCACGGCCUGGAGCUCAUAGACCAGGCUCGGGACUGGUACCAUCAGCACAUCCAGCUCAUGCAGGAGCAUCAGCGGCUCCUGGGGAAGAAGAAAAGCAGUGCUGAUUUCCCUGAGGGUGGCUGGAGCCACAUGGGGCACCUGAUCCCCAAGCUGCAGGAGGUGAACCGCUGCCUUGGUGAAUUCCUUUCCACCACUGGCAAGCCAGCAAACCCCUCCUCAGCCCUGAGCAGGCUGGUCCCCACAGUGUCCCCAGCCUCCACAGGCUCCCAGCAAGCCAUCAACAUGCUGAAGGAGCAGAAUCGGCUUCUCACCAAGGAGGUGACUGACAAGAGCGAGCGCAUCACCCAGCUGGAGCAGGAGAAAUCUGCCCUUAUCAAGCAGCUCUUUGAGGCUCAUGCCCGCAACAACCAUGAGAUGAGCCAGCUGGACUCCACCUUCAUCUAGUGCCUGCCUCCCCCUCCCUACCAUCGAGCUGCCCCGGGGCUUUCGAGGGACUCUGGCCCCAAACCCAUCACGCGUGUUGCUCCAGGUGUUGUAUCUCAGGGUCUGGGACUGCUGCUGGCAUCUCUGCAGGAGGAAGCUGGGACUCCACCUGGGGAGCAUCCCUGCCCUGCUGCUUUCCAGUUGUGCUGCUCUCAAGCUGCUCCUCUUCUGUCUCUAAAUGGGUGCAGGGACUCUCUCCCCAGCCCCACAGUCCCAGUGUGCAGGAGACGUGGCUGCUGGCCUGUGCAGGGGUAGCUGCUGAGCAUCUCAGGC